AUGUCUUAUGUGGUUUAUGUGUUUUAUGCAUUUUCUGACAUGUCUGUUAAUGCUUCCAAAGACAGAACAGUGAAAGUAUGGGAUUGUGUUCAUGGGCAGCUCCUCUACUCCUUCAAUGGCCACGGGGCAUCUGUAGUUGAAUUAGAGUUCCACCCAGAUGGUGAGUAUUUGGCAAGUGCAUCAGAGGAUCAGCGUUUGCUCACAUGGAAUGUCAAUGAUGGGACAAUUGUGAAGUCCUAUAGCUCUUGUGACACUUCAAUCUAUAAUCUCUCUUGGCAUAAAGCAGGCAAGCUGAUAACAGCAGGUUCUGAUAAUGGUACUCUCUGCGUGGUUGAUGUAUCUUUUUGA
Molecule: messenger RNA, 348 nt
Organism: Dioscorea cayenensis subsp. rotundata (Guinea yam)
Lineage: Eukaryota; Viridiplantae; Streptophyta; Magnoliopsida; Dioscoreales; Dioscoreaceae
Product: WD40 repeat-containing protein HOS15-like
Exons: 3
Coding region: 1-348 (115 amino acids)
Biological process (GO): transcription initiation at RNA polymerase II promoter
Cellular component (GO): transcription factor TFIID complex
Molecular function (GO): RNA polymerase II general transcription initiation factor activity; protein binding
Source: RefSeq, a predicted model, not a curated record